This is a messenger RNA of Emiliania huxleyi CCMP1516, 1638 nucleotides long. RefSeq lists its product as hypothetical. The record is from RefSeq and is a predicted model, not a curated record. Bases 85 to 1521 code for a protein of 478 amino acids. NCBI's taxonomy places the organism in Eukaryota, Haptophyta, Isochrysidales, Noelaerhabdaceae. Gene Ontology annotation, molecular function: metalloendopeptidase activity. The transcript is spliced from 5 exons. Gene Ontology annotation, biological process: peptide metabolic process; proteolysis. Gene Ontology annotation, cellular component: mitochondrion.
CUCUCGACCAACCUCCGUCCGCCAUUCACCCCGCCUCAGGCCCCAGCCGCCUCCAGCGCCGUAUCCCGCCCACGCCGGGGCGACAUGGCCUCGCUGGCCUCCCUCUUCCCGCGUCGCACCGCCGUCCUCUUUGGCGUGCCCGGCCUCGGCGUCCCGAGCGACUGCGCCCGGCUCGCCCGGCGGACGGCGGCGCGCUGCGACGCCCUCGCCGCCGCGGUCAUCUCGGCUCACCGCUCGGGCGGGCCCGCGGCGCCACGGCGCAUCGUGCGUGGCCUCGACGCCCUCUCGAGCACCGUCUGCGGGCUGGUCGACCCGCUCGAGCUGGCGCGCUCCGCCCACCCGGAGGAGGAGAUGGUGCGGGCCGCCGACGCGGCCCAUGGCGAGCUGUGCGAGACGCUCCACCGACUCAACACCUCGGCGGAGCUGCACGCGGCUGCUGCCGCAGCGGCACGUGGUGCAAGCGCCCUCUCCACCGGCGGAGGCAGCGACCGGGGCUGCGGAGAGAGCGACCCGGGCUGUGGCGCGGACGAGGCUCCGCUGUGCGAGGCCGAGGCGAGGCUGGCUCGGGCCUUCGUCUCCGAGUUUGAGCAGGACGGCGCGCACCUCCCGGCGCCGCAGCGCUCGCGGCUAGAGGCGCUGCAUGCCGAGGCAGCCACCGCCGCCUCUCGCUUCGCCGCCGCCGCCGCCGCGCCGCCCUCCCGAGGCUCGGAGGGCGUCUGGCUGCCCGCCUCGGCGCUGCGCGCGGCGCCGGCGAGGCUGACGCACAGGCUGCGGGUGGGCAUGUCGAGCCGAGGGGAGGCGCAGCUCCUCGUCCCGCCGCAGCAGCACGCCCUCACCGAGGCACUCCGCCACUGCUGCUGCGCCCAGUCGCGCCGCGACCUCGCCUCCGCCCGCGCCGCCCUCGGCGCCGCCUCCCUGGCCGCGAUGGGCGAGAUGCUCUCCGCCCGCGCCCGCCUCGCCACGGCCGCCGGCCACGCCUCGCGCCGGCCGGUCGGGCACGCCCUCCACGCCUUGCUCUCGCGCGCCCCGCUGCAGCUCGACGCCGUGCAAGCGAUGCUCGACCUGGAGCUGCACCGCAGCCCCUCGCCGCCCUCGCAGGAGGAGGCGGCGGCGCUGGUCACCUCCCUCCACGCGAAGCACACCGCCGUUCCGCUGCCGUCCGCCGCUGCCGCGGAGGCGGGCGCGCGGCUCGGCUCGUUUGGCCACCUGGCGAGCUACGGUGGCCACUAUUACGCCUACCUGUACGCUCGCUCCGUGGCCGCGCGCGUGUGGCGUGGGGCGGGCUUCGCGCACGACGCCCUCGGGGGCGCCGCUGGCCGCGCGUGGUGCGCCGAAGUGCUUCACCACGGCGGGUCGAGGGACCCGCGGCAGCUGCUGCGGUCGCUGCUGCGGUCGUCGCCUUGCGGGGAGACGAGCGGCGCGGCGAGCGGCGCCGUCGCGGCGGAGGGGUCGGCGGCGAGCUCGGAAGAGGUCGUGGAGCAGGCUUUGCUGAGGCUAGUGCGGCUAGAAACUGAAGCGUAGGCCGUCGCGUGUGUGUAUCCGUUGUAUGUGGCUCGCCGACGCCGUUUUUGUGGCUGUGUGCCAUCACUCAGAAGUGGGACAGAUUAUGUGCGAAAAAAGACAAUUUUGUAAAAAUGC